Paramuricea clavata is the source of this 4504-nucleotide messenger RNA. The record is from the annotation of a GenBank genome assembly. Lineage: Eukaryota; Metazoa; Cnidaria; Anthozoa; Malacalcyonacea; Plexauridae.
GAAUAACUAAUCAGUAUUCAAUAUAUAGUUCACAAACACUAUAACACGCGUUUAUCUCGUUUUAUUGAGUCUUAAACACUACAUUCUGGCGACGAGGAUACACAAUUGGAGUUAGUAAACACGUUUAGUCAAUCUACAACGUCAAAACAUCGAAUUUCAAAGCGCAAAUUCGUAUAAAAACAAGAUUUUCGUGUGACCACGAGGAAGCCAUUUCGCGCCAUUUUCACAACAACAAUAUAUUUCGAUAUAUUUUUCGUAUAAAGUCGUUCGCCGUUUUCUACAUCUAUCCAUGGCAGCUACUAGUUUCUCCUUGCCGACAUUCCCGCCAUUCGAUGUCCAUGCCGAUGGAAAUACCGGUCAUCGCUGGAAAAAAUGGCUAGGCCGCUUUGAACGGUUGCUUGUGGCGAUGAAUAUUACCGACAAAAAACAACAACGUGCGAUGCUAUUACAUUUCGCAGGACCGGCUGUUGACGAAAUUUUUGACACCCUUUCAGACACUGGCGAAGCAAAAGACUACGACAAAGCGAUAGAAGCACUCAAUGCCUAUUUUAUUCCGCACGUAAACACGGCGUUUGAAGAAUAUAAUUUCCGCCAAGCGAAGCAAAACCAAAGCGAAACCCUAGAUGCCUUUCAUACACGUUUACGUCAGCUAUCGCAAAAUUGCUCGUUUACAGAUGUCGAUAAAGAGAUAAAGAACCAAAUAAUCGUUGGUUGCUCAUCACAGAAACUUCGAAGAAAGGCUCUACGUGAAGACCCGACCUUAAAGAACCUUUUAGACGCGGGGAGAGCCGAAGAAACGAGUCAAAUACAAGCGCAAUUCGUGGAGAAACAAGAGUCAAGUCAAAAUAUCAACGCCAUUAAGACGGGCGCUCUCGAGAAACAUAACCCCUCGCCUCGCGACAUGAGAAAACCACAAAAUCAACGUCACGGCUCAAAUUAUCAAAGAAAUUUCAACAAACCCCACACAUCAACUUGCCGCAACUGUGGUGGUAUCUACCCCCAUGCCCGAGAUUGUCCAGCCAAAGGAAAAGAAUGCCAUUCCUGUAAAAAAACUGGCCAUUUUGCAAAGGUAUGCCGAUCGACCCCUAAACACAAACCUCACGAACACCGGAACAGAGUCAACAACCUUUCUGAACAACCGAGCACUAGCCCUCAUGAUGUCGACCCUGAUUACAUUUUCACUUUGAAAAACAAUUCGAACAGCAAAACCCAACCCCCCAAAUGCCAAGUGUUGGUUAAAGAGCACCUUAUUGAUGUCAUUAUUGAUUCUGGAGCUUCGGUAAACAUCAUCGACGAGUCCACAUACAAGCAGCUCAACCAAAGUAACACCCUACCUCUCAAGCAGCCUGAGUCCAACAUCUUCCCCUACGGUACAAGUGUCCAGAUACCCAUUCUUGGAAUGGUCAUGGCUACAAUUCAGUUCCAGUCCACAACUUUGGAUGCCAAUUUCUAUGUUGCCAAGGGAACCGGUGGAAAUCUCUUAGGUUGCCAAACAGCCGAACAGUUAGGAAUUUUAAAGAUAACCAUUAACACAGCAGUUAGCUCUUACAACGCUCGCAUUGAAGAUGAGUUCCCGAAUUUGUUCGGUGGUAUUGGGAAGAUAAAGAACACCCAAGUCCAGUUACAUAUCGACACCGACGUUACACCCAAACAGCAAAAACAUCGUCGCAUUCCAUUCCACAUCCGAAAGGACGUUGAAAAGGAACUCCAGCGUUUAGAAGACCUUGAUAUCAUUGAGCAAGUUGAUGGUCCGACACCAUGGGUCAGCCCAAUCGUUGUGGUACCCAAGAAAACUGGAGAGAUCCGAUUAUGUGUGGACAUGCGUGAAGCGAAUAAAGCAGUGCAAAGAGAAAAACACCCCAUGCCAACUGUCGACGAGUUAAUCACAGACCUCAAUGGUGCCACAGUGUUUAGCACCCUAGAUCUUGCCUCAGGUUACCACCAACUGGAGUUACACCCUGAAUCCCGCCAUAUCACAACCUUUACCACUCACGUUGGACUUCGACGUUACAAGCGACUAAUGUUCGGCAUUAACGCAGCCUCGGAGAUAUUUCAGAAUGCAAUUGCAAACCUACUGGUUGGAUUACCUGGUUGUAAGAAUAUUUCGGACGACAUCAUCGUCUAUGGUCGAGAUGACAAAGAACAUGAUGAGAACUUACGAGGCGUGUUAAACCGCUUACAAGACAACAACGCCAAAUUAAACGGUGAGAAAUGUUCCUUCCGUCAGCACCAAGUAGUAUUCUUUGGGCACACAUUCAGCGCAAGUGGAGUUCAGGCAGACCCAAAGAAGAUCGACAUCAUCCGGAAUAUGCAACCUCCAAGAAAUGUCAGCGAAGUCAAGUCCCUUCUCGGAAUGACCCAGUACGUAUCUCGGUUUAUUCCCAACUAUGCCUCCAUCACAACACCCUUGCGUACCCUGACCCACCAGAACGCCAAAUGGCAAUGGCAAGCGGAACAAGAGAAUGCUCUGAAAAAACUUCAACACGAGCUUACGAAUGAUCCUGUUAUGGCUUACUUCGACCCUUCGAAACCAACCACCGUCAUUGUGGAUGCCAGCCCCUCGGGUUUAGGAGCACUGCUUACUCAAGAAGGCAGAGUUAUCAGUUAUGCAAGUCGUGCACUUUCCAGUGUAGAAUCCCGCUAUUCACAAACUGAACGCGAGAUGUUAGCCGUUAUAUGGGCUAUCGAACACUAUCAUCUUUACCUGUAUGGCGCUAAGUUUAUUGUCAUCACCGACCACAAGCCGCUACUCGGAAUCUUCAAAAGUCAGAAACCGACUUCAGCGAGAAUCGACCGCUGGAAACUAAGACUGAUGCCCUAUGAUUGCGAAGUUGUUUACAAACCAGGGAAAGAUGCAGAAAACCCUGCCGACUUUCUCAGCCGUCACCCCAACCCUGUUGUUUCUUCGCCCACCGACAACACCACCGAAGCCUAUAUCAACUAUUUGUGCAUCAACCUCAUCCCCAAAGCUAUGAAACUCGACGAAGUGAAGAAAGAAACUGCUAACGACCCAGUCCUUUGCAAGCUUUCUGAAGCAAUCACACACAACCGAUGGCUCGAUCCUGAAGUGAAACCGUUCGUUAACGUAAAGGACGAACUGUCUGUCUGCAAUGGAUUAAUCGUCAGAAACCACCGCCUGGUGCUACCUCAUUCACUGCAGAGCCAAGCCAUAGAUCUUGCACACGUAGGCCACCAAGGCAUAGUCAAAACGAAAAUGCUACUUCGUGAAAAGGUCUGGUUCCCCUCCAUAGAUAAGAUGGUGGAACAGAAAGUCAAGACGUGCCUGCCGUGCCAAGCAGCAACCACAGGUACCCAUCGACAUCCAGAACCCUUGAUCAUGACACCGCUGCCCGACGCACCAUGGCAAGAGGUUGCUGUCGACUUUGUUGGUCCGUUCCCAUCAGGCGAGCUGCUACUCGUUGUCAUCGACGAAUUUAGCCGAUUCCCCGAAGUAGAAAUUGUCACCACUACGAGCGCAAAAGCUGUCAUCCCAAAGCUGGAUAACAUAUUUUCCCGCCAAGGUGUUCCUGUUGUUCUUAAAAGUGAUAAUGGUCCGCCAUUUAACAGCUCGGAAUUUGAACAAUUUGCCAGUUACCUUGGUUUCGAACAUCGCAAAGUCACUCCGUAUUGGCCAAAGGCGAAUGGAGAAGUGGAACGGUUUAUGCGCACCAUUGAAAAAGCCAUACGUACAGCACACAUCGAAAAGAAGAACUGGAAACAAGCCUUGUAUCAAUUUCUCCGCCAGUACAGAGCCACACCGCACAGCACGACGAAUGUGUCACCAUCCGAGGCCCUGAACAAUCGAAAGUUGAAGAUACCACUUCCGAGUAUUCCAAAAACUCAGCAACAAGAAACCCAAGAUCCAAUGCGAAAACGAGAUCAAGAAAAGAAAGAAAAGAUGAAGAAAUACUCAGAUCAUCGACAACACUCGAGAACAACUGAUCUGAAGAUAGGAGACACAGUCCUGAUCCGCCAACCAAAGAAGAACAAGCUUACCCCACCAUUUAACCCCAAACCAUUCACUGUUGAAGCUCGGAAAGGAACUAUGGUUACCGUCAAACGUGGUUCGAAGAAGAUAACACGCAACAUAUCCUUUUUCAAAAAGAUUGAUAAUCGUGUAACGGAUAGUUCAGAUGACGAAGAUGAUGAUGACGAUUUUGAUUGCGACCGAACCAACGAAGACCAACUGAAUCAAGAACCUGUUCAUUUACGAAGAUCCCAGCGAGAAAGAAGACAACCAAAUAGACUUGGAUUUUGAACAUUGAACUAUCAAUGACUAUAGACACAUAUUGCAUGUUAACAGUUGAAAUUUGUUUCAGUUUAAAUUCCUAUUGUCGUUUCGGGCAGAGGAGACAUUUUGAAUAACAUAUAACGUGAAGAACAGAGAGCCUAUACUAAUGUGGGGAGGGAUGUAAUAUAGCUAAUUAAUAUGCUAAUAACUAAUCCAAAUAGGAAUAACUAAUCAGUAUUCAAUAUAUAGUUCACAAACACUAUAACACGCGUU